Amphimedon queenslandica is the source of this 843-nucleotide messenger RNA. RefSeq names its product methylmalonyl-CoA epimerase, mitochondrial-like. The transcript has 6 exons. Gene Ontology annotation, molecular function: methylmalonyl-CoA epimerase activity. The coding region runs from base 225 to 752 and encodes 175 amino acids. Gene Ontology annotation, cellular component: mitochondrion. Gene Ontology annotation, biological process: L-methylmalonyl-CoA metabolic process. The record is from RefSeq and is a predicted model, not a curated record. Lineage: Eukaryota; Metazoa; Porifera; Demospongiae; Haplosclerida; Niphatidae.
CAAACUUUCCCAGCAAAAGUGAACUUCUGGAGGUCAGGCUUCAGCUCUAGCGUAUAGUUAACAGGAACUACAUCAGUUGGGAGUCUAGUGAAUGGUUUCUUAUCCGAACUCGUCAUGAUCCUUUUCUCUCUGUCAGCAUAAGAACAACCACGAGCUCAUCAGGACAGGAGGUGUGGAGAGUGUGGAGCUUAAGGGCUCUAGCCUCGCCCAGUCAGUGUCUGAAAAUGUUUUGUGUAAGAAAUGCAUUCUCUUCAUCAGUUAAAAGAGUUCUGAGAACUAGUUUAACCUCAAAUUCAUCAGAAUAUAAUCUCAUUAGGAGUAGAUCUAUCAGUAGUGAUACAAUAAGAUCAUGGAGUGUUGGCAAAAUCAAUCAUGUAGCCAUUGCUGUCCCUGAUCUAGAGAAAGCAACUUCUCUUUAUCGUGACAUACUGGGAGCUAAUGUCAGCAAAUCAACACCAUUACCUGAACAUGGUGUGUAUACAGUAUUUGUUGAACUUGGUGAUACAAAGAUUGAGUUACUGCAUCCAUUAGGGGAGAACAGUCCCAUUGAGGGAUUUUUAAAACGUAAUCCAGCUGGAGGAAUACACCACAUCUGCCUUGAAGUUAGUGAUAUACAUAAAGCAGUUGAUUCAUUGAAAGGUAAAGUAAGAGCAUUGAACCCUGAACCAAAAAUUGGUGCUCAUGGUAAACCAGUGGUGUUCUUACAUCCUAAGGAUUGUGAUGGAGUACUGGUUGAACUGGAACAAGAAUGAUUAACAAUAAUUCUAACUAUGAAUUUUCAUUAGCAAAAUAAUGUCUUUAGCAAUAAAAUGAAUAUAAGGCAAUAGAAUUUUUACAGAGAAA